This is a messenger RNA of Mobula hypostoma (lesser devil ray), 1498 nucleotides long. RefSeq names its product SPRY domain-containing protein 4-like. The record is from RefSeq and is a predicted model, not a curated record. Gene Ontology annotation, biological process: protein ubiquitination. Gene Ontology annotation, molecular function: ubiquitin protein ligase activity; protein binding. NCBI's taxonomy places the organism in Eukaryota, Metazoa, Chordata, Chondrichthyes, Myliobatiformes, Myliobatidae. Gene Ontology annotation, cellular component: cytoplasm. The coding region runs from base 39 to 665 and encodes 208 amino acids. The transcript has 2 exons.
UGUGACGUCAUGACGUCGUGUGCGUGUCCCUUCGGAAGAUGGCGGCGGCGAGGAAGUUGUGGGGAGUAGUCGGAUUGACCGGACUGCUGCAGGGGAGGACAUUCCCGUGCGGCUGGAACAGACAGUAUUUAAAUUUCAAACUGGAUGAGAAGACUGCCCACAGUUGCUUGGACCUGUUCAAGAAAGAGACGGGUGUCAUCUAUCGCAUGAUAGGUAUUGACCCAACCAAGGUGCCAAAGAACCCAGAACGCUUCACAGACUGGGCUGUGGUGUUGGCUGAUACGCCUCUGUCAUCUGGGAGGCAUUAUUGGGAGGUAACAGUGAAACGUUCACAAGAGUUCCGAAUUGGUGUGGCAGAGAUUAACAUGUCCCGUGAAGAAUGUAUUGGUGCCAAUAACUGCUCCUGGGUCUAUGCUUAUAUCCAAAAGAAGUGGUAUUCAAUGUCCUCUAAUGAGAUGAUACCAGUCAACUUCUUUGGAAAGCCUGAUCGUGUUGGCUUUCUCCUGGACUGUGAAGCCAAGAAGCUGAGUUUAAUAGACAUCGAGAAACCUACUGUUGUUGACACAAUAACAACAGAGUUCAGAACACCACUUGUUCCAGCCUUUGCACUUUGGGAUGGAGAACUCUUAACACAUCCAGACCUGGACAUUAUACAAGGCAUCUGAAUCUCUCUCACCUGCCAGUCACGAUGCCUGAUAUCUGGCCUUCAUUUUGCUCACUGUGUGCUUGUCAGUCAUUUUUAAAGAUGUGGCUUCUUUGUAACCUAGCUCUAGUUAAAGUUGUAUAUGCAGUGUUUUAAGCAAUGUUAUCCUUUGACUUUGUAUGGUAUCUUGAAAGCACAAGUGACUGCUUUACCCAGCUUUGAGUACUAUGUGAUUUCCACUGCCAAGGGUGUUGAAAACAGCUUUUAAAAAGAGAAAACAAAACAUAAUGAGAAUUUGAUCCUUGUUAGCAAUAAACUGAGGGAAAAGAUAUUAUCUUUUGGCUUUAGGUGAUUGCAUAAUCAAUUCUGAAAAUGCUAAACAUUAACGAAGCAAAACCUUACCACUUUUUUUGAUGAGUUCCUUAACACAGGAGACAGUGGCAUCUGGAAUUGUAAUCAUUAGUAUUCUAUCUGUUGUACUGUGAUAUAAAAAAAUCUAUGCAACAACAACUUGUAUUUAUAUGGCCCCUUCAAAAUAACAAAACUUUCUUUGUUUUGGGAUUAAGAUGGUCUGCAGAUUGAAGCAGAGAUUAUCUGUGAUCUCCAGAGUGAUUCUGGAGAAAUGAGAAAAUUUUGGACAAUGUUAUAUGUGGUCCAGCCAUGUGUGGCAAGUGUACCAAGCUCACACUUGUUUCAGUGAUACUACCGAUAACUGAUAAAAGCUUCCUUUGAGCUCCUAAUUGCAAAGACAACAUACAAGCAUUCACACUCUGUACAGUAUGCUACCCAUCCGGACAUACAAUGAUCAGUCUUGCAGCUUCCUUCCAAGCCUGUGACUCUGGAGCCUCCCCUUGC